AUGGCGAAGACAAAACGACCUAAUAUUCUUUUCAUCAUGGCUGAUGACCAUGCAUCGAAAGCAAUUUCUGCAUAUGGAGCCAACAUCAACCAUACGCCGAACCUCGAUCGUCUGGCUAAAGAAGGAAUACUGCUGAAUCAUUGCUAUGUGACGAAUUCAAUCUGCACUCCGUCAAGAGCCGCCAUUCUGACCGGCACAUAUAACCACGUCAAUGGCGUUGUCACAUUAGACAGCAAAAUCAACAAGAAUCUACCUAACGUGGCAAAACACUUACGGGCAGCUGGAUACGACACCGCCAUGGUCGGCAAAUGGCACCUGGGCGAAGGCGAAACGUGCCAGCCAAGUGGAUUCGAUUACUGGAGUGUCCUGCCCGGACAGGGUGACUACUGGGAUCCAACUUUCAUUGACAUGGACGGGCACGAGCGCGUGACAGAAGGCUAUGCGACGAGCAUUAUCACAAAUAAAUCCCUGGCCUGGCUGAACGAGAGACCGCGAGACAAGCCGUGGUUUCUUAUGUGUCACCACAAGGCGCCGCAUCGUAGCUGGGAGUGCGAUGAUAAGCACAAGAACCUCUACAAAGGGGAGAUCAAGAUGCCAGACACGUUCUCCGACGAUUACAAGAACCGGGCCAAGGCGGCGAAAAUCGCAAAGAUGCGCGUAGCAGAUGACUUGACGUACAAAGAUCUCGGCCUGGUGCAGCCCGACGGUGGCAGGAGAAAGCUAGGCGAAAUGAUGUGGGACGGCGCUCGAAAAAUCCCGAAUAACCCACAGGGGCUCCGUCUCAUCGAUGCAGACGAUGGCACAGUCUUCACUUUCUCGAAUGAAAAGGGUCUCGGAGAAUUUAAGUUUCAGCGGUACCUGCAGCGGUACCUCCGCACCAUUCAAAGUAUAGACGACAGUGUCGGACGACUGCUGGAUUGGCUCGAGCAGACCGGCCAAGCGGACGACACGGUCGUCAUCUACACGUCGGACCAAGGUUUCUUCCUCGGCGAGCAUGGCUGGUUCGACAAACGCUUCAUGUAUGAAGAGAGCUUCCAGAUGCCCUUUAUGUGCCGAUACCCACGCGAGAUCAAGCCGGGCAGCGUGAACAACGACCUGGUCAACAACGUGGACUUUGCGCCUUUGUUCUUGGACUACGCCGCGGCCAGGAAGCCGAGUUAUAUGCAGGGCCAGAGUUUCAGGAAGAUACUGAUGGGCGAAGCGAUCGAGGGGUGGAAGCAGGUCGCAUACCAUCGAUAUUGGAUGCACAAUGACGUUAUCCACGAGGCGUACGCACAUUAUGGUGUCAGAGAUCAGAGGUAUAAGUUGGUAUAUUGGUACUGUGAGGAUAUGGGCGUGGAGGGUGCGCGGCCUGGUGGUGAGGAGUACAAGGAGUGGGAGUUAUUUGAUUGUCAGGAGGAUCCGUUGGAGUUGUUUAACGUUUAUGGCGAUCCGAAGUACCAGGGUAUUGUCGUUAGGAUGACGAGAUUGUUGGAGGAUAAGAUGGAGGAGAUUGGUGACGAGCCUGUGCAUGUUUUGAGCAGUUGGAAAAAGCCACCUCACCCAAACCUUUGA
Rhinocladiella mackenziei CBS 650.93 is the source of this 1554-nucleotide messenger RNA. RefSeq lists its product as uncharacterized. The record is from RefSeq and is a predicted model, not a curated record. The transcript has a single exon. Lineage: Eukaryota; Fungi; Ascomycota; Eurotiomycetes; Chaetothyriales; Herpotrichiellaceae. The coding region runs from base 1 to 1554 and encodes 517 amino acids.